UGGAUGCAAUCCCAGGGCACAAUGAGUGGAUCAUGCUCAUCUGACAGACCUGCUUUCUCCAACAACCCUGCGCACGCACGACCUGCUGCUCCUCUGUAAGUACUGCAGGUCACAGCAAUUACAACUUGUACAGUAGAUAAAAUGAAGAGUCAAGUGUCUCUGCUGGUUGAAAAGAUCAUCAGGACGCAUGAAUGAAAUAUAUUUCACGUUAUGGGGACAAGGAGAGAGAGAAUACAUUAUUGCUUUCGGAGGUUGCUGUCCUGGUGUAACUGUCAGAACAUAAUGGUGGCAUUUAAAGGGAUCUGGACCAAGGACUUCUGGAGGGCUGUGUCUGGAGAAUACCUAGCCACACUCAUCUUUGUCCUUCUUGGCCUGGGCUCCACCAUCAAAUGGGCUGCAGGGGAGGAGAAGUCUCCGCCAGCUGACCUAGUCCUUAUCUCCCUGUGCUUUGGCCUUACUAUUGCCACUAUGGUGCAAUGCUUUGGCCACAUCAGUGGUGGACACAUUAACCCUGCAGUCACUGCAGCUAUGGUUGUAACUAGAAAACUGAGCCUGGCAAAGGCUGUGUUCUAUGUGGCAGCUCAGUGCCUGGGAGCUAUUACAGGAGCUGGGAUUCUCUACUUAGUCACACCUACUGCUGUCAGAGGGUCCUUUGGUGUGACCACAGUGAAUCCCACCAUAUCCGUGGGACACGGCUUUCUUGUGGAGCUCCUGAUCACAUUUGAACUGGUUUUUACCGUCUUCGCCACCUGUGAUCCCAAACGCACAGACUUAGGUGGUUCUGCAAGCCUGGCUAUUGGUAUUGCUGUAGUGAUAGGGCACUUAUUUGCAAUCCCAUACACAGGAGCCAGCAUGAACCCUGCCCGUUCUUUUGGUCCUGCAAUGGUCACACUUAACUUCGAGAACCAUUGGGUCUACUGGGUGGGACCUAUUAUCGGAGGUAUCUUGGCUGCUGGUUUGUAUGAGUACCUGUACUGCCCCGACCCUGAGAUAAAGAAGAGGAUGAAACAAGUCUUCAAGAAGGACCCAACGGGGAAAUACAGGGAAGUGGAGGCAGGGGACAUUGCCGUCAAGCCCGGCUCCAUCCAUAACAUCAACGUGGAGAAAGCUGAUGUUAUGUUAACAGGAGAAGUAUGACUAUCACGUGCACUGGAAAUGGAGACUAAUUUGUAGAGCACAAUCACAAUUAAACUUUGGGGUUAUCCAACUUUAAGACUUGC
Molecule: messenger RNA, 1220 nt
Organism: Haplochromis burtoni (Burton's mouthbrooder)
Lineage: Eukaryota; Metazoa; Chordata; Actinopteri; Cichliformes; Cichlidae
Product: aquaporin-4
Exons: 5
Coding region: 211-1137 (308 amino acids)
Biological process (GO): transmembrane transport
Cellular component (GO): plasma membrane; basolateral plasma membrane
Molecular function (GO): water channel activity
Source: RefSeq, a predicted model, not a curated record